UUGCUAACAUGCCCAACUGAACAAACCGUAGCUUCAGCAUUCUUGAGAACACCAUUAUUAGAAGAAACAUUGGUAAUGACAGCCAUGGAACUGCACUGGCAGACCACUUGGUAAGAAAAAAAUCGGUGACCCUAGAGGAUCUCCUCAGUCUGCGCAGUCCCGGCGCCCUCCACCUUGUGGGGCGUGUCUCCGAGAAGCCUCCCCGCCUCCGGAGCAGCCAAGAAGCUUCCCCUCCAUGGACGCUUCCUGCCGCCCCACGGAGGCGUCGACGGAUGGUUUCGGCGAUUCGGACCCUCCAAAUUUGGGACUGGUAAGAACAGAAGAGGAAGAAUACGUGGAAUCCUUUGUAAGGGUUUCACUUCUGCUGGCCAGUGAGGAUUUGCGCAAGGUUCAGGAUCAUGGGUCUAAGAUGCUUAAGCAUCUCCUGAAACACAGGAGUGAAAAAAUUAGCAGUACUGAUCUUCUAAAGCUGAAGUUACAGCUGGUUAAACUCCAUACUGAUUCAGUUGUGGACAGCGCAGAAGCCAUUUCAGAGGAAACAGUGCCCAAAAUAGAAAAAGCAAAACAUAAGCAUAAUACCAGUCUACUUGUAUUAGCUGCGAGGAAUAAUUUGAGAAGUCAGGAAACAGGUGAAGCAGAUGGAGUCUCUGCUAGCUCCACCCCAGGAUCAUUUUGUCAAUCAAUUUCUUCAGAUUCAGGAAAGAGGCCUCUUGUCUCUGGAGAUGAAAGAGUGGACUUAUCUCUUGCACUUGACCCUAGCUUUCACUCUGGUGAAACAGUAUCUCCCUCAAUGCCCUUGAAAAAUUUAGGACAACUGAUUUGGGUUUCAGAAGAUGAAAUAAUCGACCUAACCAUCGACCAAACCCUUCAACAAAUAAAGUCAUCAUGUAGUUUCCGACAAGAUGCCCACCUCCACUCCCUUCCUUUCCCUGUAGAUCACCCUAUUCCUAUCUCUUCGGGCACACUGCCAGACUACAGCGACACGCCAAAGAGGCUGGUUCUUAGUCUAGAAUCUGACGGGAGAAGCAAUGGCAGCAAUGGUUUUGCCAGUACUGGAAACAGAAAUAGCUGCAGCCCUGGUGAAAUAGAUGGUAGCAUCCAGAGUAAAUCAGAUGGGAGCAGCCCGGAAAAAUCUGAUGGGAGUAAUGAUGGCAGCGGCAUCAUGUCAGAUAAAAAAACCCAGAGCAGUGAUUGGAGCGUGAAAGCUAUGGGAGUCGAUGAAACAAUAUCUCUAAAUCAGGGAGUGGGCUGCCUUCUCCUUACAGAGCAUAAUUUAUUGUGUGAGGCAUUUGUUAUUGUAACAUCUUGUCCAGGGAUUCAGCGAUAUGCAAUCAUGCUUCCAUGUCUACUUAAUUCUCUCAAUAGAAUAUGGACCCAGAGGGAGUGGAAUGAUAAAUAUGUGGAUACUGUGUCUGGAUUGAGCAAUCUAUUUUCUGAUGGUCAAUUUUUAAAGAUGUCUUAUCAUAUUGUCAAAUUCUGUGAAGAAAAGCUUACGGGGAGCGUAAAAAAUGAGUAUGGUGCUUGUGAUGUUUUCCCCGUAGCCCUUCUGCAAUCAAUCAUUCCUCUAUUCUUACGGCUGCUCCGUUGUAUACAUGCACUUUGGAGCGUGGAAAUUGGUAUUGGCUGGUUGCCUCAAGAAGUUGAUAUGGCUAAAAGCUUGAGCUGUAAUGAGCUUGGAUGUUUGCUUGAAAUUUCUGAUGGACUGUAUACCAUUGACAGCGAUGAAUCAUUCCGUGAGAAUGAGACAAGAGCACAGCUAGAGGGCACUCGGCAGAGAGUGUACAAUUUUAUAGGUCAAUGUACAACCGUUGAGGAGGCAUUCUCUAAGUUAUUGGAUAGUCUAUCUGUUAGUAAUGCCUUCAUGGAAGCGCUGGAGUGUAUGGAAUUCAGGCAUUUAGGGAAGCUUAUCCAUCUUGUAGUUGUUCCUCUGGUCAAGCAUUGCCCCAGUGAACUCUGGGAGGAGUGGACAGUCAACUUCUUAGAGCCCAUACUAUUGCAGUGUGAGCAUAGGCUUCAUGCUGCUUGGUUUUAUCAUCUGUAUGAAAACCAAGCUGACAGCCUGUUCAACUAUGGUAAUCUUGUUGGAGAAGAUGAACAAAUAAAAAGUUUGGGAUAUAUGCUAUUGCUAGAGUUUACUCGAAAACUGUCGGGUUUGCUUGAAGCCUUAGCACUUAUGGAACAGACUAGUGUACGUCUACAUGAAGAUGUUAAACCUAUCUGCAACAAAGAUACCGUUUCUUCACAAGAUUUGAACUCUGUGUCACCAUCUUCUCUCUUCAGGUUUCUUCUGCGUCAUGAUUGCUUUGGAAAGUUGAGGAUGGGCCUCUUUGGAUACUUUGUGGAUGAUGAAGCAGCAAGGAAGGCUCUUCAGUUUUGCCGUUGUCUGAUUCGGCUUGCAGUUUCUACAAAUGAUGGGAGGCUUCGGCUUUUGAUUGUAGACGAUCUACUUCCGUGUCUAACUCGGCGUCUAGACAAUGAUCUCCAAUGUGCAGUCCAACACGUAAUGCGCCCUUUGAGGUCCAGUACAACUGCUAGUGUGGACCAAGAGCUGCUUGUUCUUUGCAAAGACUUAUAUGUUAAUCUGGUAAAGGAUUAUGAUGGAAAAGAUAAGGACAGCGACUCUGAUGAAAAAAAAUUUGAAUCCUGGUUGACGAAGGAAAAGGGAAAUCUUCGAGUAAAGGCAUGUUCUGCUGCGAAGGAACUCCCAGAUGGAUCUGACUGGAAUUGGGAAUUCGAAGAUGAAUUUCAGAGAUACCUUCCUGCUUAUAUGGAAAUGUUGCAACAAGUGGAUUCCAUUGAUGCAUGUGAAGUGUAUGAUCAUUUGGAAGAAGAAGCUCUCCUUCAGAAAUUGGGGACAAAUUUCAGAUCUAAGUAUGGCAUCAACAGCCGAGAACACCCUUAUAUGUUGACCAUCUCAUCUUUGCGGCAGCGACAAUGUUAUUCAAUGAGUGGCAUUUUAUACCAACGGGAAAAAAUCAAAUGUAUUAGCGAAUUACUCAAACUCAAGCCUUACAUCAAGGUCUUCAAUUGUUCUUCUGCUACUAUUUCUCGUCUCCAAGAAAAAUUUGAGAUAAAUUUUGAAGAUCCUGAGUGUGCUAUGUUACCAUCCCUUGAUCUUCUGGAUGAUCUAUUAUCUCUUUGGGAACCUGUAUAUCAUCCUCUGAUACGCGAGAGCCACAUGGACAUACUAUUGCGGAAAGUUGAUCAAUAUAUCAAGGCGAAUGAAAGAGAACACUGCCAGCAAGUCGUACCAGCGACACUUGAUUUUGAGGUGCAUUUGCAGCCCUAUGCAGACGCUUUUUUUGAGAAUAAGCUUAAAGAGAACAUGUAUUUUAGAGCAAUAGAUCAAAUACACCUGCAUAAUGAGUUUGAUAGACAGUUGGCUUCCGGUGGGCUAGAUCAUCUUGUGGAUGAAUGUAUUUCUUCUAAGGAUGACUUUGUAAAGAAUCUUCUUGUCAAAGAUGAAGUGGCGAAGAUGAAGUUUCAAGAUUUGGAUCAUGAUCUCAUAAAGUUGUCUCUCGAGUGGAUAUCUGAGCUUGUGGAAAUCCGUCAUCAAGUUCGCACUUAUUCUCGUUCUUUACGGAUCCUCUUUAAGGAUAAGUCGCUACAAGGUGAUAUCGAAGUGUUGAUGAAUGAACUGGAGUUAGGAGGCUUUUUCGACACUGAUAAUGAUUCUGUCAAUUGGGAGAGCUUUUCAGAACUUGUGAAUCAAUUUGGUAGCAAAGUUUUUGCUGGACAUUCCCUUCCGAGACAUUAUGUGGUCAGAGGAAUCAUGGAUUAUGGGUCGGUGUGGAAGGCUAGCUCUGAUGUGGAUGCUCUCAAAGCGGUUGCUCUUAAAGUAUGUGACAGGUGGAUUGAAAGCUGUGAACAGUUCUGGAUGGACACAAGAUACUAUGAGCAUACCUACUAUAACAUUGUUAGGCGACCCCUGCAACAGGUCUUCCUGAAAUAAGAGAUUCAGACUAGAAGCUACAUUGUUCAUGUUGGCUGAACUUUACUGCAAUAGGCUCAUCAGGAUGCUUAGACUAACGUGUAAAUCUCACAACAUCAAAGAUUAUAGUUUUUUUCAUAAAAUUAACACAAUACCAUCCUGAACUGGAAACACUUUA
This is a messenger RNA of Lolium rigidum, 4109 nucleotides long. RefSeq lists its product as uncharacterized. NCBI's taxonomy places the organism in Eukaryota, Viridiplantae, Streptophyta, Magnoliopsida, Poales, Poaceae. Gene Ontology annotation, molecular function: nuclear export signal receptor activity. Gene Ontology annotation, cellular component: cytoplasm; nucleus. The transcript has 28 exons. The record is from RefSeq and is a predicted model, not a curated record. Bases 236 to 3952 code for a protein of 1238 amino acids. Gene Ontology annotation, biological process: ribosomal large subunit export from nucleus; protein export from nucleus; ribosomal small subunit export from nucleus.